Emiliania huxleyi CCMP1516 is the source of this 1196-nucleotide messenger RNA. RefSeq lists its product as hypothetical. The transcript has a single exon. NCBI's taxonomy places the organism in Eukaryota, Haptophyta, Isochrysidales, Noelaerhabdaceae. The coding region runs from base 21 to 887 and encodes 288 amino acids. The record is from RefSeq and is a predicted model, not a curated record.
UCUCGGGCGGCACCUUUGAGAUGUACGAAGUGACGAACGCGGCCACCGGCGCCGUGUCGUUUGCAGACGGCGGCACCGUCACGCUGGGCGCAGUGAACAACGCUGGCGGCGUCACGAUGACGACUGGCUCUGCCACGGGCACCGCCAUCACAAACACCGGGGUCGUCAGCAUCGAGGCGGGGAUCAUCAACCUGGCCUUCGCAAACAAUGACGGCGGGGUCAUCCACGUGGCGGACGGCGUGACAGGCACAAUCACGCUUGCAGCCGGCGCCAAGUCUGGCGCGUGCCGCCUGCCAUCGUCCGGUCUGACGGCCACUGGCUUCGCUUGCGCGGCGCCGUCCACGGUGGUCACCCAUUUCUUGCUCGGCGGCACGGUCGAAGACAUUGGCGCGGCGGAGCAGACGGCGAUCAAGAAGGUGAUCGCCGAGGGGGCCGGUGUGCCAACGUCGGCGGUCUCCCUCACGCUCUCGCCUGGCUCUGUGCUCGUCCGUGCCGAGAUCCUGCUCAAGGACGAUGCCACCGCCACCGCGGCGGAGAACGCGCUCUCGGGUGCGAACGGCAUCCUCGAGAAUGCGGCAAGCCUUCAGGCGGCUCUCAUUGCUCAGUUCCAGGCGGAUGGCAUCGACACCACCGAUCUCACGGUCGAGGGUCUCGUGCAAGCCCCCCCGCCAAGCCCCCCUGGGAGUCCCGGAGACGGAGGCGGCGGCGGCAGCUGCGGCGUCGGCUGCAUCGUCGGCAUCGUCUUCGGCGUCUUUGCCCUCCUCGCCCUGAGCGCGCUCCUCUUUCUAUUCCUGACGGGCGCCGCCUGCUUCAAGAAGGUGGAUGGGGGCUACGCAACAGGAAAGCCAGGGGCAGCCGGUGCCGCCGAGGCCGCCGAGGCUGCCUAAGAGGGCACCCCCGCCCGGGGGGUAAGCGCGGCCACGCGCAAGUUCGCGACCACGCGAUCACGUGGCUGCGUCCGACGCGCCCCAGCAUGAGAUAUGUGUCCAGUAUGCAUGUUGCGUCACCACCUCACCGAUUCGUUUGGCGAACCGUCGUGGCAAUCGGUGCUGGCAAGUGCGGCAUCGAUUGGUCGGUUUGGUUGGUCGCGAUGUUGAUUGUCCGUACCUCCAUGCUGUUUUGUGUUGACUAGAGAACGAGUGUAGCAGGAGUGUCGUCGUCUGCGCACGAUGUAUAUAGUCGGUUGUAUAUAGCAG